Molecule: messenger RNA, 4434 nt
Organism: Manihot esculenta (cassava)
Lineage: Eukaryota; Viridiplantae; Streptophyta; Magnoliopsida; Malpighiales; Euphorbiaceae
Exons: 5
Coding region: 409-4176 (1255 amino acids)
Source: RefSeq, a predicted model, not a curated record
UCCAUUCUCAAGAAAAAGCAAUUUCAAGUCCUAAAUAAGAGGAUCUCACGUAGCUCUCAACCAAACAACAAUUAUUUCUAAAAAUGAAACCCAAUUUUUGCAAUGCUAUUGAGAGCAAUCAGAGAUUUUUUGGUUGGUCGUCAUUUUUGGGUAAAACUGCCUUCUCUUCAUCCUAAUCCAUUUUCACUGAUGUCACAUCAUCUCACAAACUGCAUUUCCAUUAGAUUUCCCAGUCAGUUUUUUAACAAAAUUCUCUUUCCCCUUUUUUUUAAUGCGGGUUGUUGUUAUAAUCUCUUCAUGUCAGUCUACUCUCCUGAAAAUGCCUAUAUUUUGACGGCAUCAGCUCUGUGAAUUAAAUUUGUUGAUGAUUUUAAAUCUCUUCAGUUCUUUGUAGAUUGUUAAAAAAAAAUGGAUAUUGAUUCAAAGGACAUUCAAAUUCUUGUGUGGAGAAUUCUUAAUUUUUUUAUGAACAUCUGCUGUAGAUUUGUACAGAACCAUCCUUUUGUUUCAAGUGCACUGUUAUUUUCGUUUGUUGUGUACUUUCUUUUUCCUAAACUUUUCCUUUACUUGCUUUACUCUUCUCCACUUCUUGUCUGCACUGCUGUUUUUAUCAGAUUUUAUUUGCAUUCCCAAUGUUCGAAAACCCAAAGUGAUCUGAGGGAUCAUGCAAUAUCAUCUACAAAAUCCCAGCCUCGGACUGCUGAUCUUGUUCUCAGUGGAGAUGAUAAGUCUUCUACACAAUCUAAAACACUAUCGCAUAAAAAUGUUAAAGAGAAGCGCGAAGAAUUGGAAUCACAAGCAGUUAUGGAGGAAAAGAACAGGGUUUCCUCUAAUGAUGAUUCCAUUGGUAGAGCUGUCGUAAAUGAAGGAAAAUCAAGAGGAAUCACAGAAAAGGAUCAUGAAAAGGUUGUCUCUCGCGAUGCGUCUAUUGGUGAAAAUAUUGCAGCAUUAGGUGAAGCAUCAAACCCUAGUCUCUCAUCCUUGGAUGGCUUGGAAGCGCGGGCUGCGAAAUGUGGUGGUGGUGGUGGUGGCGAGGCAGAGGUGGAAAACUCAAGUUCUGAUGAAGAAGAGACACAAAGAAGCAGGAAUAAACAACCUAUGGAAUGGACUGAAGAUGAUCAACAGAACCUUAUGGAUCUUGGAAUAUCUGAGCUAGAAAGAAACAAGGCAAUGGAAAGCCUAAUUGCGAGACGUAAGGAAAGAAAAUUAUACAAAAUGCGAACGGAUAAAUUCCUAAUUAAUUUAAGCAGAAAUAAAAUUGAAGUGGGUCCAGCUUUAGUUGCAAGAGGCAAUCCUUUUGAUGUUCAUCAUAACCCAGCUGAACGAUUUCCUGGUUCAGCCCCUUCUGUCUUGUUACCAACUCGGAAUCCAUUUGACCUUCCUUAUGAUCCACUUGAAGAAAAACCCGAUCUCUUGGCAGACAGUUUCCAGCAAGAAUUCAUGCCAGCUCACCCCAAAGAUAUGCUCUUUUGCAGGCACGAGAGCUUUAUUUUAGGACCUUCUUUUCCUCUGGAGAGCAAGCACAAUGAUUAUAAUAUUGCAGGAGUUACAAGGUUAAGAAGGCCGCAAGAUACAGGAGAUGAAGACCGGCCAAUAGAUAAUUUAUUAUCCCAAAAUGGAGAAACAUUGCAUCGUACUAUAAGUGUCACUGAUCUUGUGACAGAAGGAGAAGAAGGAGAAGAAGUAGAAGAAGCAGCAGCAGCAGAAGAAGUAGAAGAAGCAGAAGCAGAAGCAGAAGAAGAAGAAGAAGAAGAAGAAGAAGAAGCAGAAGCAGAAGAAGAAAAAGAAGGCAAAUAUUCCAACCAGAUUAGCAACAAACUUGAAGAGGAUGGAGAAGCAUACCACAAUGUGAUGGAAACAAAAGAGAAAAUGACAGAGAAUACUCAUGACAUGGAUUCAAGCUUAGGGAUAGGAAACAACAUGAAAACGAGGACAAAUACCAUCAAUCGCAACAAAAAUAAGUCAAGUUCAUCACCUUUAUCAGGAAAUACUAAAAGCAUUAUCAAGCCAGACAAGCUUGAAAUUCAACCACCAAUAUUUAGAUUUCCCGAUGUGAUGAGUCCUUCACCAAGUUCAGUUCCCUGUCCAAUUCCUAAGGCGAGAUCUGUAAAUGAACUCUCUAAUGCAGUCAGCCCAUCUACAAUUUAUAGAUCAAGACUAGAAAACCAUUUACUUUACACAGAUAACUUGCCUCUGCAUACCCCUACCCAUUCCAUAGCUUCUGACAUGCAAGUGGAGUUCUCAGAAAUUGGUUCACCUCCACUAACAGGUGAUGGAUCUGUUUCCUCUAGAGAUGCAGAUUCUUUGACUUUCGACGGGGACAUAGAGAAGGAUGGCAGUGAAGAAAUCUGGGCAUCGUUACCUUAUGCAUCCACACCACAAGAACGUGAAAUGACAGGAGGCUUUUCAGGUUUCCACAAGGAUCCUGAGGAUCCACUUGCAUCAUCUUCAAGAAUUGAAAUACCGCAGGAGGGUCAUACUCAUUUAAUUAAUUCUAAUCAUAAGAUCUUCAAUGACGUAGAACAAGCAGUUGAAGCAGUAGGGGAACAGAGGCCCUCUAAUGCAGUACAUGCUGUUUCACAAGAAAAAUCAAUGGGUGGAACUUGCUCACUUCUUGAAGGGUAUACGCAGAAUCCACAGGCAUCAUCAAGUCCUCCUGAGAAGUCUGCGGAGGAGCUGAACAUUAUUUAUGAUAUGGAUGUCCCUUUCCAUGCCUUUGAUGAUAUGGAGGGCCCAAAAUCUGUUGAAGACGGGAAUGCUGGAGCUGAAACAUCAGCAGUCGGUGACAUUUCAAAAGUAGAUGAAGUAAUUUAUUCCGAAUCUAGUAAGCGGAGCAAGAGAAAUUCAUUGAAUACGCCUGAGCUGUCUGGAAAGGAGGUAAAUGUUGCUUGUAGCAUGGAUGAGCACCUGUCAGAACCAGACAAGGAAAAUAUUAUAGUAGCAAGCAAGCAUAUUGAGAGUAAGCCAUCAAAAUCUCCUGGGAUGCCUGCAGAGGAAGUUAACAUUCCUUAUAAUAUAGAUGAUUCUUUGGUCCACAUAGAUGUUACUAAACCAGAGAUGAAACCAAGUGAAAAUAGGGAUAGAAUUGAAAAAUGCAUCGAGCAAGAAGUUUUAGUGGACUUGACAAAACAAGCAGAGGAAAGGACUUCAGAAAUUGGCAAGCAUACUGAAAACGAUUCAGAUAAGCCUCCUGAUAAUCAACCCAUCAUUGAGUCCCUAAUGCCGACCGCAGAAGACAAUAAUUCUAAUGAAGGUAAGAUCGACCAGAUACCAUCUAGAGAUGUUAAGAAGGAGCCAAGUGCCGGGGAAGUCCAAGUUUCUGGGGUCAACCAGAGGUUGAAUGAUCCAUCUACAUCAUGGAUGCAGCAAGAAACGACAGUUGAACAAGCUUCUACAGUUUCAAGUUUCUCUUCACCUCUGAAGUCUGUAUUACCAGAAAGGAGUCCUUUAGAUCAAUCACCGUCAGAACUCAAUCGGCACAUACGGACAGAUGUUUCAGAAUCUGAUAUGGAGGAGAUGAUAGUAAGAAAAAGUUUGUUAGAUGAACAAGCCACUGAACAUGUAGCUCAUAGUGCACCACAUAAUGUUCAUCAUGUAACAGAUCAUCCAUUUACCGAGAGCAUGUCCGAAAUAUCUGAGGAAACAUCUGUUUCUCUGAAGAAAUCAACUGAUGAAGCCAGAGAGAUGUUCAAUAUAAGCAAAGCUGUGAUUGGUGAUGGGGACGCGAAGGAAGAUCUAAAAUCUACAAACACCACACAUGGUGAACCGGAGGCAUCAAUCAAUAGCGAAGAUGCUAAAGAGCUUUCAAAAACACCUGUGGAAAAUAUUCCUGAAUUCACUGUAAAAGAAGAGGCUCUUCCACAGAACUGUACACCCAUUAAUGAUGCAGUAGUUGAUGACGUGAUGAGUAAAGAGAAGCUUGAGCUUGCUGCAGACAAAAAGGCUGAUACUACAGAAAUAUCCAAAGCCAUGGAGGAUCCCUCUUCAGGACACAGCAAAGAUACAAAAGCCGAAUCAGGAAAUAUGACUGAGGAUGCAGUUGGCAUUUUCCAUUUGCAGCCAGCAGGGGAGGGCAGCACUUCAAAUGAAAUAAGAAACAUUGAGGAUGUUGCAUCAAGAGAAGGUAAUGAUAAUCCAAAGGUUGUUGAAGUGUCAAAGGUGGACCCACAGAUCUGAUCAAGAUAGAACUGAGGCACCAUGAGAUGAUAUGUACAAUAGACAAGCCUCCAGCCAACAAUUGACAAGUACAACUGAGAAGUUCAGAAAACAGAAGUGAAAACAAAUUUCAUUACUGAAUCAAGUUAAACAUUAGAAGAAAAUUAAAGUUUUAACAUACAAAUAUGAAACUAGUGUACAGAUGCCAAAUUCUUUUUUUUCCCCUCAUAAUUUUUGUAUAAAACAAAGAGAAUGUUUCUGUAUCAUAUCAAUUUUUUG